AUGGAUAAAAAUCUGUGUAAAAAGUUCCAGGAUAUAAGGGAAUGGUUUCCCGAUAAAUUGGUUGAUGGAAGCUAUCAAUUUAAAGAUGAUGGACAUUUCAAAGAGUAUUGUACUAGUGGUUGUGAUAGUCCUCUCGAAAAAAUUAGUGCUGGAUGCUUAUAUUUUUUUAAUGCAUUUUUUGGGAGUUAUGAGUUGAUUUCGAAAUAUGCAAGCAAUUAUAUCAAUAUUGUUGAUUACAUUAUGAUAUGGUUAAGUUAUAUGUUAAGCCUACAGGAAAAUGAGCAUAAAAACAGUCAAAAACAUUUUUAUGAUACAUAUAUAAAUGGUGGCAAUCAGUAUAAAAAGUCUAUAAAUAAUGUUGACGGUUGUAUUAAUUAUAAGGAUCUUAUACUUAAAAAACACAAUUUGACGAAUAAGGACAUGGAUAAUAAUAUUAUAUCUAAAUUAUAUGAUGCAUUUAAUAUAUUAUGUGAAAUGUAUACUGGAUUUGAUACAAAUGAGUCAUAUUGCACAAACUGCUCGGAAAAGGCUAAUAAAUUUGUUGAAAAAUAUAAUGAACUUAACAAAGAUCAUAGUAUUACUGAAAACAGUUCAUGCAGUCAAAUAUUGUCUACUUUAUCAACUGAUUAUAAUAAUUUUAAAAAGAAAUAUAGCAAUAUUCCAUCCCUUACAGGGAUAACAACAAACAUUUCUACACAAAUGUCUGAAGUUACAUCAAGUUCGCCGAUAGGAAACAAAUUAUUUACAGUUUUAUCGAUAUUUUGUGCAAUAGCAUUUUUUUUAGGAAUUUCUUAUAAGUAUUCGUUAUUUGGAUUUCGAAAAAAAUGUAAAAAAAUAAAGAAAAUUAAUAUAAGACUCGAAGAGUAA
Messenger RNA from Plasmodium berghei ANKA, 867 nucleotides. Its product is annotated as BIR protein. Lineage: Eukaryota; Apicomplexa; Aconoidasida; Haemosporida; Plasmodiidae. The record is from RefSeq and is a predicted model, not a curated record. The transcript is spliced from 3 exons. Bases 1 to 867 code for a protein of 288 amino acids.